Colius striatus (speckled mousebird) is the source of this 5393-nucleotide messenger RNA. RefSeq names its product BCL6 corepressor like 1 (gene BCORL1). Gene Ontology annotation, biological process: negative regulation of transcription by RNA polymerase II. Gene Ontology annotation, molecular function: protein binding; transcription corepressor activity. Bases 140 to 4810 code for a protein of 1556 amino acids. The record is from RefSeq and is a predicted model, not a curated record. NCBI's taxonomy places the organism in Eukaryota, Metazoa, Chordata, Aves, Coliiformes, Coliidae. The transcript has 14 exons. Gene Ontology annotation, cellular component: nucleus.
GCCGCUCGCAGCGCCCAGUGUCCGACCCGCCGCCUCGGGCAGGGGGCCCGCCCCGGCCCGCCGCCCCCCGCCCGGCUCGGGAAGCAGGCAGAGCGGCCCCUGGAGCCCCGCGGGUCCCGGCUGGUGAGGAGCAGCUGUCAUGAUCUCUACGGCACCUCUCUACAGCGGGGUGCACAACUGGACCAGCACAGAGCGGAUUCGCAUGUGUGGCCUCAACGAGGAGAGGAGAGCCCCCCUUUCUGAUGAGGAGUCUAAAACAAGCAGCUCCCAGCACUUGGGGUCUCAAGAGUUUUGCGUCAGCAGCAGCCUUUCCGAGGUGGAGCUCACAGCAGUCAGCGGUGGUGGCAGCAGCGCCCAGGGGCUGGAUGCUGAUGGCAAGGUGGAGGAAAAACUUGGACCCAAACUGGAAGAGCAGCCACCCGAUCCCAACCCUAACCCGGAGUGUUCAGGAAAGACUGUGAAAGAUGAUGGUCUGGGCCCUCUGGCAAGCCAGGGGAAUAGCAGAGGGCAGGAGCCCGCAGCCCCCAGAGCCGCCGAGCAGGACAGCAGUGGCGCUGAUGCUGCCUGGACACCUGCAGAUCCUCCCAGUGACAAGCAGGCUGAUGCUCCUCCAGCCUGUCCCGUGGCUCCAGAGAGCGAGCCUGCUGGGAAGGAGAAACUCACCCCGAGCCCUGGAGCACAAGGGCCAGGCAUGCUGGCAGAAGGCACAUUGUCUGUGGUUGUCUCCAGCUGCAACACCUCUGCCUCCACUCCUGCUACUUUCACUCUGAACAGAGUGUGCUUUCCCACAUCUCAGGCCCCUGCUAUGCAAAAGCUGCCCCUGUCUUUUCAGCCUGGGGCAGUCCUGAGCCCGAGCCAGUCGCUGGUGUACAUCCCACCCCCCAGUUGUGGGCAGCCGCUCAGCGUGGCCACACUUCCAGCUGCCUUGGGGGUCUCCUCCACACUCACCCUCCCCGUCCUGCCUUCCUACCUGCACGAGCGUUGCCUGCCGGGCAUCAUCGCUUCCCCAGAGCUGCGCUCCUACCCCUACACCUUCUCUGUCACCAGACCCUUGGCUUCGGAGGCCAAAGUGGUGUCCGUGGAGGUGAAUCAGCUUAGCUGCCCUUCGUCCUCCGGCGGGAGCGGUGCCCAGGCUGCCGCCGAGGUCGCUGCCCCGUGCACCACCGGCCCUUUGCUCUCUUCCAGCCAGCCCUCGCUGGCAGCGUCCUGCGGGACUGCUGCUCCCUCUUCUGGCACCGGCGCGCAUACCAGAGCCCCGGCAGCUCCCGAGCCGCACGCACCGGGAGCCGCCACUUCGCUCUCCCCUCUGAAGUCGCCGCCGCAGCUGGAGCGUGAGACGGUCUGCUCUCCGGAGUGCAGCGAGAUGCCUCUCGAUCUGUCCUCCAAGUCCAACCGUCAGAAGCUGCCUCCGCCCAGCCAGCGCAAAACCCCUCCCAUGCCCAUCCUGACGCCGGUGCACACCAGCGGCAAAGCGCUCCUCACCACCGUCCUGUCCAAGUCCCAGCGCACAGCCCAGGCCGCGGGCAGCAGCGUCACCUCCUGCCUCGGCACCACCCCUCCCUUAGUCAUCUUCCCCGAGUUCCUGCGCAACGGUGAGCAGGGCUCGUGGGUGAAGAACACCACGCUCAUCAGCACCAUCCCGGGCACCUACGUCGGCGUCGCCAACCCAGUGCCCGCCUCGCUGCUCCUCAGCAAGGACCCGGCCGUGAGCUUCAGCAGGGACCCGCGUCACCUCCCCAAGCAGGAGCCCAUUUCCAUCGUCGACCAGGGAGAGCCUCGUGGCGCCGGGCUCCCGUCCUGCGGGAAGAAAGCCAACCAGGGCAGCGCAGAAGGACAGCAGGAUCCUGCCAGGAGACUCCUGCGUGGCAGAGUUGCUUCAGGAGCUCCUUUGUGUCAGUCCAAGGAGAUCUCCACCUGGAACCCCGGCCAGGGAAGCGUGUACCCGCGAUGCUCUGUGAAUGGAAAACCUUCCAAUCCUCAGCUUCUGCCUCUCGGCUGGUCUCCUUAUCACCAAACCCCUCUGCUUUCAAUCGGCAUCUCCACAGCGGGGCAGCUGCCCCCAAACCAGAACAGCUCCUGCAAGCCAGCUGUCACGGGUGAGCUCCCGACGUUCCCCAGCGUGCCGCCCACAGAGCCUGGUGCAGCUGCCCCGAGCCUGCCUGAGGGGCUGCCCCGGCCCCCCGCCCAGGAACGGGAAGCCACAGCCAAAGCCAAGGGCUGCCGGGCCUUGCCCAAGCUCUGUGAGGAGCCGGACGACCCAGCCCCGCCAGACGCGGGCCCGGCUCUUCAGACCAGCGCUUUGGAUGCGAAAGGGGGGAAGGGGCAGCCGGACAAGGCUCAGCAGAGUCGGGAGCGUGACCAGCCCGAGGCUGACUCCAGCAAGGAGGGCAGCGCGCAGACUGAGGCUCCCCAGGGGAGCUGUGCCCUCAAACAGUUGGAUGCAAAGCCUAAAAGCCAAGUGUUGGCGGCGUACCUGGCGCAUGAGCUGCCUGCGGCGGGGCAGCAGAGCCUGCGGGCCGUGGCCGAGGCGCCCGCCGACAGCCAGCGCAAGGAGCCGGGCCGCGACGCCUCCCCGGAGCCGCCGGCUGCGCAGCCGCUGCCCUGCUCGCGGCAGCCGGAUCUCUGCAGGGUCAAGAAGGAGCGAGUGGAGUGCGACGUGUCCUUCCCUUCGGCGACCUGCCUGCGAGCUGGGGCCGCUCCCCAGGCCUUUGAGGUCAAGCUCAAAGGAGCGGGACAGAUCAAGCAAGAGGGCGGCGUGCGCUGCAAGGCCAAGCGGCAGCACGAUGGGGACAGCGGGCAGCCCCACAAGAGACUCAAGUGCCAGGCCCAGGAGGGCGAGGAGGCCCCGGGCAAAGCGGGGAGCCGGAGCGUGCACGGCCGGAAGUGGCGGAAACACCACGACAAUCCACACGAGCUGGGCAAGAGAGAAGGCAGAGCGGGCCUGGGCUCAGCCAAGGAGCACAACAGCCUCAGGGUGAAGCGGAAGCGCAGGAGGCCGUCCAAGACGGAGUUCUCAUCCCUGGCACGCCGUGGGGACGGCCACGGGGAAGGGUACCUGGAGAAGAAGCCCAAGAACAACUUCCGGGAUUUCAUUCCGGUGGUGCUGAGCAGCCGCACGCGCAGUCAGUCGGGGAGCGUCGCCGGUUCUUCUGCUGGUGUGACAGGAGAGUGCGAUGUGAGUGGUCAGGAGAUUUUGCCGUUGCUGGAGGAAGAUCAGGAAGAAGAGGAAGAGGAGGAAGAGGAGGAAGAGACAUCCUUGAAACGCUGCAAGCUGCGGAAGUCCCACAGGACCUCACGCUACCACAGCCGCAGGGCCAGGGACAGGUCUCUGUCCGAGAGGAGCAGCUGUUACACGAGGAGGACCCGGGAACUGCCCUGGAGAGUGGAAUCACCCAGGCAGCUGUGGGAGCCCACCGAGGAAGAGGAGGAAGACAGCCACGUCAAGAGGAAGAAAAGGAGACGGCAGAAGAGUCGGAAAUACCAGACAGGGGAGUAUUUGACUGAGCGAGAGGAGGAGCAAGUGGGGUACCCCCACAGGAGGAGGAAAUCCAAAGCAGAUUUUAGGUACCGGAAGCAGAAGGAGGCUGCGAAGGGCAAAGGCCCAGAGCUGAGGCUGAGGAGCAGGCUUUCCCCGUCCCCUAGAAAGUCCCAAGGACGUCCUGACUUUAGGAAUGGCUUCUUCCUGGAGCACUCUGACAGCUCUCCUGUCCAAGAAGAGCUGGAGAAACCAUCAGGAAAGCGCAAGUGUAAAACCAAGCACCUGGCAGGGAUCUGUGAGGAGGGGAAGGGGAAAGGCUGCUGGAACCAGCCCACCAUGCGCUCCCUGAAGAAGCCCCAGGACUUGUGGACACUUUGUAAGUCCCGUCGGGUCAGCCCAGGAAGUUCCCCUGAACCACCCACAGCCCAGAACGUUCCCCCUGGAGCUCGAAGGCUGAUUGUGAACAAAAACGCUGGGGAGACCCUUCUGCAGCGGGCAGCUCGCCUGGGCUACAAGGAUGUGGUGCUGUACUGCCUGCAGAAGAAGAGCAGCGACGUUAACCACCGUGACAACGCCGGCUACACGGCUCUACACGAGGCCUGUGCGCGGGGCUGGAUCGACAUCCUGCACAUCCUGCUGCAGCACGGGGCCAACGUCAACUGCAGCGCGCAGGAUGGCACCAGACCUGUCCACGAUGCAGUAGCAAACGACAACCUGGAAACCAUGUGGCUUCUACUCUCCUAUGGUGCUGACCCCACUCUGGCCACAUACUCCGGGCAGACAGCCGUGAAGCUUGCCACCAGCGACGUGAUGAAGCACUUCCUCUGCGAUUACCUUUCGGAUCUGCAGGGGCGCACAGACGGAGACCCACGGACGGCCUGGGACUUCUACAGCAGCUCUGUCCUGGAGGGGAAAGACAGCAUUGGAUGUGAUCUUCUGCUCAACCCCCCAGGAAGUUCAGACCAGGAGGAAGAGGAGCAAGAGGCAGACAACUUCAUGUUUGAGUUCUCAGACAAGCCCCUGCUCCCCAGCUAUAACCUCCAGGUGUCCGUCUCUCGGGGGCCCUGCAACUGGUUCCUGUUCUCGGACGUGCUGAAGCGGCUGAAGCUGUCGUCCCGCAUCUUCCAGGCGCGCUUCCCGCAGCUGGAGGUGGCGGCGCUGCCCGCGGCGGAGUUCCGGCGGCAGCUCGCCCUCAGCCAGGUGCUGGCGCAGGAGGAGCUGCCCGACAGCCCCGAGCACGGCCCCGCACAGACAGUGGAGCUGGUGCACUACGAGCCCGAGCUGCUGCGGCUCCUGGGCUCGGCCGUGGAGUACGAGGCCUGGAGCAGCUGACGGGGGCCAGGUCGCUCCCUGCAUCACGAGGCAAUAAUAAGGACCAACGGGCGGCGGCCCCUCUCGGCGCCGGCAGCAGGGACCCAGCCUUCGGCCGGCCCGGCCCCCUCCCCUCGGGGCCUUCUUCGGCGGGGGAGGGAGGGUCUGUGCCUCUGCGCCCCCCGCGGGGUCCCUGGGCGAGGAGCGGCGGCGGCAGGCGCUGGGGCCCCGAGGUGGGCUUGGGGGCGGCCGGGGCCGUGCGUGCUGCAGCCAGAGCUGCAGGUGUUGCAGCCAGAGCUGCAGCCAGACCCGUGCGUGCUGCAGCCAGAGCUGUGGGUGCAGCCGGGGCCGCGGGUGCUGCAGCCGGGGCUGUGGGUGCAGCUGGGUCGCGGGUGCUGCAGCCCCUGCCCGCCCCCCACACAGCUGCGCCCCCCUCUUUGCCCUCCCCCUCCCAACGUCUUCCAUAGUAUUUAUUUAAUUAGUAUUUAAUUUGUAAUGUUUCCUUUGUUUCUGCCGAGUCUGUAUCACUGUGAGGGUGAGCUCCGGGGACGGGGCCGUCCUCGGGCCGAGCCCCGCGCCGCGGCCGCGGGGGGCGGCAGCCCUG